GAUUUGGCCGUCUGGUUCUUUCACACUUUUCGAUAAAAAGCCGGUGGAUCUCAAGAAUGUCAUUUUAGUUAAAGUUGGAUCGUGAGACGCUUCAUUUCAAUUUGUCGGGACAUUUUUUUAAAAUAAAAUAUCGAGUGAAAAUGAUCAUUUACUUGUACACAGCGGUUUUUGUAUUACUUCUAACGGAGUGUAAUGCUGGCAUGUUUCAAUUGUGUGGUCAAAAUUCGAUUAACGGAAGAUCCGAAAAAAGACGAUCGUUCAAAGAAUACAAUGUCGAUGACUUAAACUAUGUUGGUGAUCACGUUACAUUUGCCUGUGUAGUAUCGAUGCUUCAAUCCGGAUUUUAUAUAGGUCGUACAAAUGGAAGUGUGCCAGAAAAUUUAAUUGAAAAACUAGAUAUUAGUGGGAGAGGACUGUCAUUGUUUUUCCAUGGGGUUGGAAACUUCAUUUCCCUUAAAGACGGAUUUCUAUUUCAAUUUGCAAGAGAAUGGUUUACUGCAUCUGGAAACAAUAUUUGCAUCGUAUCGUAUGCUUAUACAACAAAUCCAACGGUUGGAUUGAAAAUUGUGCCGCAUUUAAAUAAAAUGGUGACAACAAAUCGUCUUGAGUAUGUGGCAAAGUUGGCGCGUGACUUGGUGUUGGGAGUACGCGAAAAGUGUGUGCAAUCCAAUCGAAAGUCUUGUCUCAAGAGUUUGUCACAGGUUGAUGUGAGUGGAUUUAGUUUUGGUGCACAUGUUGCUGGACGAACUUGUGAGUUUUUGUAUCAGAAAACUGGCCAACGAGUUAGAAUGUUAUUGGCUUUGGAUCCCUCAAAAACGAUUCCAUUUUUCGGAACCAAACCAACGAAUACCAUAAAACGAGGACACGCUAGCUAUGUUCAAGUGAUUCACACAUCCGUUUUUGGCAUCCGUGAACCACUCGGUGAUGUUGAUAUUUAUGUGAAAUAUAAAGGAGAAUCAUUUGUAGAUGAUUUAAAUGAUAAACAUGCGAUGGGUGCUUACUUCCAUGUUGCAACGGCCACUAAACGACUUUAUGUAAUUGCCGAUGAAAAAGAUUCGGGAAAUGGUACGCUCAUAUUUGCUCAUGGAAAUGUGCGAAAACCAAAACCCAGUGAGUGUGUUGUUGGGGUUUAUGGUACACUAAAUCCAUUUAUUGAAGGUAAAAAAUUUGUUGUUUCACUGAAAAAUCGUACCGAUCUUUUUUGGAGUGCACUUGACAAAUUUUCGGGCCACGAAAUUUUCUUUGAAGAAUAUAAUCCGAAACCGAGCGAAGAGGAAGAUAAAAGAAAAGAGGAUAACAAAGGGCGAAAAGAUUCACCAAAAUCGACUCGUUGAAAAAAGAAUCGCCAAAGAAAGACUUGCUUAAAAAGCAUUCAUUGCAAAAUGACUCCACAUCAAGCAAGAAGGCAGAAAUAAUAUAAGCAGUUACUUUUGUGUCAUUAUUCAGUCAUCUUUUGAAAUUGAAAUUCCAAAAAAUUGUGCCUGUUUUCUAUUUGCUUAUAAAAUAAAUAAAUAAAUAAAUAAUUUUUCACAUUUGAAAUUCAUCAA
Molecule: messenger RNA, 1547 nt
Organism: Contarinia nasturtii (swede midge)
Lineage: Eukaryota; Metazoa; Arthropoda; Insecta; Diptera; Cecidomyiidae
Exons: 6
Coding region: 141-1334 (397 amino acids)
Molecular function (GO): lipase activity
Source: RefSeq, a predicted model, not a curated record